AUGGCCGACCCCUUCUUCCACAAGCAUAUCCCCAAGAACACCCUCCUCAUCGCUCUGAGCCUCCUCAUCCUGCCCAUAACAGCAACACUCACAAUCGCGACUUUGCUUUGCAGCUAUGUAUCGGGCGCCUCUCCACAAAAAAGCGCCAGCAACGCCCCCGGCACCAAAACAAUCCUCGUAACCGGCGUGUCCAUGACGAAGGGCCUUGUCAUCGCGCGGAUCCUCGCGAGAAAUACACCCCAUCGCAUCAUCGGCGCAGAUACUGAACCAGCCUUGAUACCGUUUACCUGUCCGGGUCGGUACUCGCGCGCCGUGGGCAAGUUCUACAGACUCGAUUGUCCAGCUCCAGACAAUCCAAAACCGUACAUUGACUCCCUGCUCUCUGUCAUCCGGAAAGAAGGCGUGCAUUUAUGGAUCAGCUGCAGCAGUGUCGUUGGGGCCGUUGAAGACGGUGAGGUUAUGGCCACAGCGCGCCGCGAAUUCGGGUGCCAUUUCGAGGCAAUCCAGUUUGACGCUGGCACUGUGCGGAAGUUCCACGAGAAGGACGCGUUCAUGGCGUAUAUCGCGGGAUUGGGCCUGGCGGUGCCGGAGUCGCAUCGGUGUACGUCUGUUGACGAGGUUGAGCGCGCCUUGGAUAACGCAGGUGAAAAGAAGAGAUUCAUCAUGAAGCCGAUUGGUGUCAAUGAUAAAGCCCGAGGGCAGAUGAUGACGCUCCUCCCGCUUGAAGCCGGGAGGGAUACCUCGUGCUACCUGCGCGGUCUGGGUAUAUCGCCCUCGUCGCCUUUCAUCCUGCAGCAGUACAUCCCCGGUAGCGAAUACUGCACGCACUCGCUGGUUGUCCGCGGGGAUGUCAAGGCCUUCGUCGCGUGUCCGUCGUCCGAUAUGCUCAUGCACUAUGCCGCCCUCCCUCAUGACUCCGCGCUCAGCGUCAAAAUGCUGGAGUUUACGAGGCGCGUUGCGGAAGACGGUGGUCCGGACUUUACGGGCCAUCUUAGCUUUGACUUUCUUGUUGAUGGUGAUGGCGCAGACGCGGCGCUGUACCCCAUUGAAUGCAACCCGCGCGCUCAUACGGCUGUGGUGCUGUUCCAGGAUACGCCGGAGAUGGCGGGUGCGUACCUCUCCUGCUUCGAGACAAAAAAGGGCCAGUCCGGUGGUCGUGAUGUCGUGGUGCCAAAGAGCCCGCGGUAUAGCUACUACUGGCUCGGCCAUGAUCUCGUCACGUUGUUUAUCAUGCCGCUGUUGGUUUGGCUCUGUGGGCGCGCAGGGGGUCCGCUUGUGGAUGUAGGGUCGAACAUUGCGAUGUUCCGGGACCAUCUGCUGUACUGGCGGGAUGGGACGUGGAUUCCUUGGGACCCGUUGCCUUUCUUUAUGCUGUACCAUGUCUAUUGGCCUGCGAAGUUGGUUGACUGUCUUGUUAGGGGGGGGGAGUGGAGUCGGGUUAAUGUUAGUACGACUAAGAUGUUUGAGCGUUGA
Molecule: messenger RNA, 1473 nt
Organism: Aspergillus mulundensis
Lineage: Eukaryota; Fungi; Ascomycota; Eurotiomycetes; Eurotiales; Aspergillaceae
Exons: 1
Coding region: 1-1473 (490 amino acids)
Molecular function (GO): metal ion binding; ATP binding
Source: RefSeq, a predicted model, not a curated record